CGAGUCUAUGCAAGAUGGCGGUGAAAACAUAGAGAUGGCGAGGGCACGGUUUCCUGGUAAAUCAUCACAACAAAAUGGAUCCAGGAAACGCUUAUGGCUGCCUGAAGAUCAAUUUGAAGAGUGCUCGUACGUGACAAGAAAUGAAGCGUCCGUUGCCAUUCGGUCUACGAAGAAUUUCGACGUUUUGUUUUCGGGCUCCUCCAAGAACCCGGAGAGCCUCCGACGGCUGUCGUCAUGUCUCGGAGAGUCAGUAUAUGCCGUGUCAAAACGCCUGAGGGCUUUCAGCGCGCCUCCGUGCGAGCCGCAGGGGAAUGACUCCGGCGGCAGAAGCAGCAGCAGCAGCGGCGGCGGCGCCAGCGCCCGGUCCUCCCCAGCAGCUGGCUCGGGCCGCGCCGCGCGCCGCAACGGGCGCACCCCGUCGGCAGAGCCGGCCGCCGCCGCGCCGGCACUCGAGUCUUUCAGUGGUGGCCGCGGAAGGACGCGGGCAGACUCCGCGCGAGUCGGCGCGCAGUCGCCCGCUGCCGAGGAGGCCGGCCGGCGCGGGCGCUCCCGCUCCCAGAGCCAGUCGGGCAGCCCUGCCCACCGGGCGGCCGGCGCGGCGGCCGCCGAGCCGGGUCCCGUGCGGACACGGCGCGCAGCGGCGGCCGCCGAGACGCCGCCACCAGUCGGCGGGCCGCCGGAGACGGCCGGCCGGAGCACACGCUCCACCAGCCAGCCGACCAGCGCCGCCGGUCCGGCGCCCACCGCGGCCGCCGGCCCCGGCCCCGGCUUAGUGGUGACCCGCUCCUCACGGGUGGUCCGACCUGCCCGGCGCUUCCUCGACGAGAGCUCGUCGUCCAGUAGCGCCUCGCCGGCGCCGCCUCCGCCUCCGCCGGUGGGCGAGGCCUCCUCCCGGCCGUCGCGGCCGGCGCGCGCGCUCUCGCCGUCUUCCGACGUCGAGCUGGACGAGGGCGUCAUCAAAACGGUGGUGGAGUACGCGGACAGCAUGGCAGCGGCGCCGGGCCGGGCGGCGGCGGCUCCGGCGGCGGUCGAGCCGGCUCCGGUGUCGCAGCCGGCGCAGGCGGACAUCGAGGCGAUGCUGCGCUCCCAGUGGGACGGCCGGCUGAAGGUGCGCGGCCGAGAGGAGGAGGCGGCCGCCGUGCCGGGCCGCCACCUGCUGCGGCAGCCGCGCCUGCACCUCAACAACCGCGUGCUGAAGCGGCUCCGGGACGGCCGCGACCUGACCUACCUCAGCGAGCAGGAUGAGGCGCCGCAGCUGGAGCCGGAGCCGGCCGGCGCGCCGGGCGCCGGCAACGGCGCGCCCUCCGCCGGCAGUGGGCCCGGGGGUCACGUGACGUGCGGCACUUGCGGCUCGCGCCGGUUUGUGGCUGUGCCCGACCUCUGCUACAAGUUCGGCAGCUGGAUCUGUAUGCACUGUAUCAAAUUCGUUCUCACCACAUUGAAACAAACUUCACUCGCACCGAAAUGUAUCGACAAUAAAGAGCUGUGCCGGACGCACGCCGAUCCGUCGGAGCCGGAGCUGGCUCCUCCCGAGCAGCGCUGCGAGGCCUGCUGGCUCCAGGCCUGUCUGAACGCGCUCAACUUCUCCGAGGAGCGGCACAACCGGCUGCGCUCGAGUCUGCCGCGCUCCCACCAGGCGGCCGUGCCGCUGUUCAGCCGCAAACGGCGCCAGGAGACGGGCGGCUGCCAGUUCGGCCCGUCGCCGCCGCCGCCCGCCGCGGUGCCGGCGCUGCCGGCGCCGCCGCCCACCCGCUGCCCGAACAAGGCCUGGGGCGGCGGCGACGCGCGCGACUCGGUCGGCUUUGAGACGCUGAGUCGGCCGGCGGCCGGGGAUUCCAAGGAGCCGGCGCAGGAGCCGGCCGGGAGCCAGCCGCCCGCAGCGGACGGGAACACCGGGUCCGAGGCCAACAGCGCCCCUGACAAACCAGCGAACAACCGGACAGAAGACACCGACGGCGAUGGUUCUAAUGACAAAAUGCACAAUGCUUCCGAGAAGGGGAUAUUGAAGGAGAACUCAACUUCUGUUGCUCCGCCGGGCACCGAGGCCCUGUCAAACGAGGAAUCGAAGUCCGCCGAGCCCACCGUAACCGAGGGCGGUGCCAAGGACGAACCGACGGCCGCGGCACCGACUCGCGUCGAAACCCGGUCCAAAGACGACCUGAAGCCGGCAACACCGGCGCGGACCGAGACAGGGUCGAAAGAUGAACCGAAGCCCGAGGUGCUGACGCGUCCCGAGACCCGGUCGAAGGAGGAGUGGCGGGCGGCGGCGCCGGCGCGGCCGGGGACCCGGUCGCGGACGGACCGGUGGCCGCCGCCGCCACCGGGCGUCCACAGCCGCAAGGCGGUGACGGUGGUGCCGCUGGGCGGCGGCUGGAAGCGGCGCGAGUUCGUCCGCAAGGGCGGCCGGCUGGACCUGAUCGUCUACUCGCCGGACGGCACCCGGUUCAAGUCCGUGGUCGAGCUGCAGGCCUACCUGCGCGGAAUGGACAUCACGCGCAAGGCGCAGUCGUUCUUCACGGACGGUGUGCCGCCGCCGGCCGAGCCGGGCCAGCAGGAGCCGGUGAUUCGGGACAGCUUCGUGAAGCGCGGGCCGCGCGUCAAGGUGGUGUGCCGCAGCGCGUCACUGGUGCUGGGCCAGCCGCGCGCCACGUUCGGCGGCGGCUCGCCGCCGGCGCCCACUCUGUCGCCGCAGCCCCCGGCGCUGUCUCCGCGCUCACCGUCACCGGGUGGCAAGGAGAACCGGGCGGCGGGCCGGCUGGACGGCUGGCCGCCCGGCCGGCGCCAGGCCGUCGGCGUGCGCAAGCUGAAGAAGCGACGCCAUGUGGCCGGGGACGACAAGUCCAGCUCGCGGAAUGUGCUCAUGAAGCUGAAAGUUUUGCACAAGUACAAACACCUCCAGCAGUCGCGAGGGAACAAGGAGCGUAUUCGCAAGUCGCGCUGCGGUGUGUGUCUGGGCUGCAAGGCCAAAAACUGCACCAAGUGCGUGUUCUGCAGUGAUAUGAUCAAAUACGGAGGACCCGGCAAACUCAAGAAAUCCUGCAUCGCGCGGGUCUGUAAGCGGCCGCUGCUGCCCGGUGUCAACUCCCUGAAGCUGCUGCCGCCGCCGGCCGGCGCUGGUGACCGGUCGGAGCGCUCUCCGGAGCUGGCGCCGCCCACCGGCUCUCCGGCCAGGCCGGCUGACCGCGGCGCCUCGGCCGCCGCUCCCACUGUCCAGCCGGGCCGCCGGUCGUCGCCGCUGGUGCGACUGGACCACUGGAGCCCGCUGGAGCCGACCGAGCUGUGGGAGCGCGGCCUGGCCGUGCUGGCCGCCCAGCCGCCCGGCGUGCCGGUGCUCUGCUUCGUCUGCGCCAGCGCCGGACAGGAGGAGAUGCUCUAUUGCAACUCGUGCUGCGAGCCGUACCACCCGUUCUGCCUGGAGGAGGUGGAGGUGCCGCUGUCGGCGCUCCACCAGGAGAACUGGGUGUGCGCGCGCUGCCAGGUGUGCUGCGUGUGCGGCGCCGCGCCGCCCGGCCAGCCGCUGCACCGCUGCCACCAGUGCAGCGAGACCUACCACCUGGCGUGCCUGGGGCCGCACGGCUGUGCGCCGCCGGGCCGCUCCGACCAGCCGUGGACCUGUGUGCGCUGCACGCGCUGCCGCAGCUGCCAGAAGGCCGAGAUUCACCAGUACGUGGGCAACCUGCCGCUGUGUGGUAACUGCUUCCAGCUGCACCAGCGCGGCAACUACUGCCCGCUCUGCGGCGGCUGCUACGAGGAUGACGACUACGACACAAAGAUGAUGGAGUGCGAGUCGUGUCACACGUGGGUGCACGCCCACUGCGAGAGCCUCUCGGAGGAGAUGUACCAGAUACUCAGCUUCCUGCCCGAGUCCGUCUCCUACCUGUGUGACCGGUGCCUGCCCCGGCCGCCGGCGGCCGACGGCGCAGAGCCGGCCGGCUCGCCCGAGCGGCGCCGGCUGCCGCGCGAGGUCUCCUGGCGGCGCGCCGUGCGGCACGAGUUCGAGAGCGGCUGCGCGGCCGUGGUGCGCGCCGUCUGGGCGUGCCUCAGCCGGCGGCCGGCCGCGCCGGACCGCGCUGACGACGGAGACGGGCCGGUGCCGGCCGACGGGCCGCCGGCUGAGGACGACCAGGUGGUGCCGGACGCGGCGGCCGCCAGCGCCGAGCCGCCGACGGCCGCGCGCCUGCGCCAGCUGCGCACCCAGCUGCGGCGCGGCGACGUGGUCAGCGUGCGCGCCUUCCACCGGCUGCUGCAGGCGGUGCUGGCAGAGGCCGAGCAGGCCGGCGCCGGCGGCGUCAUCCGCGCCCGCGCCGCCUACCAGCGCGCCAUGGCCGACGCCUUCCCCUGGUUCCAGUACGACGGCCGCGUCGUGACGCCCAUCAAGGCGGGCGUGGCCCACCCGGACCACCCGUACGCGGCGGGCGCCGGCGCCCCCGCCGCCGCCCUGAUGACCAGCCCCACGGAGGUGCGCGCGCGCGCCUCUCCCAGCAAGUACACGCGCACGCCACUGAAGCGUCUGUCGGCCGCCUCGACAGGCAACCACGACCAGUUCCGGCCGCUGAUCGACCUCUGUAACCGGCACUACCAGUCGCUGCGCGCGCUGGAGGCGGGCCGGCUGGCGGACUCGCGCCGCUGCGGUCUGUGCGGCCGGGACGGCGAGGCUGGUCCGGCCGGCCGCCUGCUGUGGGCCGGCGCCGGCCUCUGGCUGCACGUCGGCUGUCUGCUGCACUCCACCGAGGUGUUCGAGGAGGUGGACGGCUCGCUGCGCGCCGUGCGCGCCGCCCUCCACCGCGGCCGCCAGACGCGCUGCCACGUGUGCGCCGGCCGCGGCGCCACGGUGGCGUGCGGCCUGCGCAGCUGCGCGCGCCCCGCCCACCUGCCGUGCGCCGCCGAGUCCGGCUGGCACUUUGGCGCGCUGCCCAGCUGCCCGGAGCACCGUCCGGAGGGCGCGCCGGCCGGCUCCGGUCCGCCGGACCCCGUGCGGCGGCGCGUCUUCAUCGAGGAGGGCGACUGGCUGCGGCGCCGGCCCACCGAGGCGCCGCUGGACUCGGCCGCCGCCGUGCUGGGCAGCCUGACCGUGCACUCCUUCGGCGAUCGGGUGGUCCCCUCGGGCCGCUCGCUGAUGCCAGUCGGUAUGACGUGCUCGCGCGUCUACUGGUCGACCAUCAACCCGCGCCGGCGGACGGUGUACACAGUGCGGACGGUGAGCGCCGGGCCGCUGCCGCCCUCGGACCGACACUGCCUGGUGGACCACUCGCUCAGCCACGCACAGGUGGAGCGCUCGCUGCAGCAGCUGGAGGAGUGGCGUCGCGCCGUCUCGGCCCGCGCCGGACGGCCGUCCGCUGCCGCCCGGUUCACCUUUGAGCCAGCGGCCGAGCCGCGCGCGAGCGCCGCCCCGGCCGAGCCGCCCGCCGGCUGCGGCGCCUCCGAGGACCACGAGCAGCAGGUGCGCUCCUGUCUCGAGUCUCUGCUCGGCAACGUCUGCCGCUCCGUCGUCGAGGAAGAGGAAACGCUUCUGGCCGAGGCCAACCUCAACAUCCCCAUACUGGAGAACGUCGACAACGACUUCCUCAACCUGAUGCUGAAGGAGCUGUGUGAGGGGGACGGCGCCACCUACCUGGGCGGGGAGGGCGGCGGCGGCACUGCCGGGACGGCCGCCGGCCUGCCGGCGCAGCCUCCGCAGCAGCAGCAACAGGAGCAGCAGGAGCAGCAACAUCAUCAUCAGCAGCAGCAGGAGCAGCAUCAUCACCAACAUCAGCACCACCAUCAUCAGCACCAUCACCAGCACCAACAUCAGCAGCCGUCGGAUCACGGUGACGGCGAGCUGGGCGGCCGGCACCUGGCCGGCGUGUCCGAGGCCAUGGGCGUGCCGUGCGACUCGGCGGGCGCCGCCGGCCUGGUGACCGACUGCGGGCCGCGCCGGGCCGCGCUCAGCAUCGACUGCCAGCGCGCCGCCGACGCCAUGGAGGCGGACUGCCAGCGGCAGCUGCACGCCGGCCUGACCGAGAGCCAGCAGGUGGCCGAGAUCGCCGAGUCGCUGGAGCAGCUGAGCCAUGGCUCCUCUGAGGUGACCAGCAGCCAGCUGCAGAUGUCGCCGCAGCAGCCCGACGAGCCGCCGCCGCCGCCGCCGCACAGCGCCGCCUUCGACUGGCAGACGGGCCGCGCGCGGCACCGCUCCGAGCGGCUGCCCGGCUACCCGGCGUCGGCCGACGGGCCGCUGCUCGCCGAGUACCCGGCGGCGUUCGAGGCCGCCGGCCUGGGCUCGCAGCACGCGUCGGCGUUCCGGCCGGCGGCGCGGCGCGGCCGCAGCCUCUCGGCCGAGCAGGCCUCCUACGAGGAGCUGAUGGCGUUCAAGCCGGUGGCGACCGUGAUGCCGGAGCCGCGCGACCAGCUGUGGCCGGCCGAGCUGCGUACCUACUCGGCGCAGGUGCACUGCCGGCGCCGGUCGGGCUCUGGCGCGCCGGCCGGCCCGCUGCUCCACCAGCCGCCGUUCAGCUACCAGCCGUGGUGGCCGCCCAUGAGCGGCUGGGCGCCGCACGACGCCUGGCCCGGCCAGAAGGCGGACGGCUGGCAGCAGUCGGCGGCGGCGCACCCGAGGAGCGAGCCGAGCGUGCCGCUGCCGCGGCAGCUCUCCCAGCUGGAUGGCGCAGACGACUCGGACGACGAGUCCGUGCCGAGCAAAUGUCCCAAGUGCCGGCGGAUGUACCGCACGCGCGAGAGCAUGCUGAAGCACCAGGACCUGUGCGACUUCGAGGUGGACAGCUCUGGCAGCAGCGAGGCCGAGGAGGAUGGCGCGGAGGCGGCCCGGCCGGAGCCGCGCCGUCCCGCCGUGGAGCCGGGCGAGGCGCCGCGCGCGCCGCCGCCAGCCGCCACCGGCGAGGCCGAGGUCUCCUCCACCACGGCGCCGCUGCCGUCCGAGACGCCCCGGCUGCAGAUCAAACAGGAGGUCGAGGAGGCGCCGGCGGCCCCGGCGCGCGCCUCGCCCGCUCGCCCGCGCCGCCGCUCGCCCAAGAAGAAGGCGCCGCCGGUGUUCGGCGCGGCGGCGGGCCCGGCGGUGGCGGCGCCGCUGCCCCCGCCGCCGCCGCCGCCGCCGCCGGCCUCGAUGGGGAUGCCGCUGCCGCAGCUGCUGAUGAUCGGGAACCAGCUGGUGAGCCCGGGCCAGAUGCUGCUGCCCCAGGUGCAGCAGCAGGGCGUGGUGAUCGUACAGGGCAACGUGAGCUACACGGUGGUGCCGCAGCAGGAGCCGCUGCUGUACGGCCAGCCGGCGCCGUUCGUGCUCAACUACCCGCAGCUGGCGCUGCCGCCCGGCGCCAACCUGCAGCACCUGGGCUCGUUCGAGCUCGGGCCGGCCGGCGGACAGCUGGCGCAGCCGGUCGUCUACUCGAUGGCCGGUCUGGGCGGCGGUCUGGUGGCCUCCCUGCCGGCGGUGUCGGUGGCUGGCGCCGGCGUGCAGCCGCACCUGCCGGCGCCGCUCGCCGGCGGCGCCAUGGAGCUCCGGCCGCCGGCCCCGCCGCCGGCCGCCGCGCCCGAGCCCAUGGAGGUGUCGCUCCCGCCGCCGCCGCCGGUGGUGUCGGCGCCGCCGCCGCCGCCACCGGGCCGCAGCUCGCCGGUGCAGUCGAGUCAGGUGGACAGCAGCCGGCCGCAGAGCGCCGAUUCGCCGCCGGCAGCGUCGCCGGCUCCGUGCGAGUCUGCGACCUCGCCGCCGGCGGCGGCGGCGGCGCCCGGCCGGCACGUGCAGCUGGUGAAGCCGAGCACAGUGGUGGCGCCCGCGGCCUCGUCUGACGCCAGGAAGGUGGCCAAGGUGAAGCCGAGGCCCACCUACAGCUACCGGGACGCCAUGAAGACCAACCCGAUGCUGCGCCAGGAGAAGGGCAAGCUGAUGCGCCGGCUGGUACCGCUCGAAGUGGACUCGAGCUCGGCGUCGGGCCGCGCGGCCGCGCCCGCCGCCGGCGCCUCGCCGCCGCCGCCGCCGUCAGCCCCGUCAGCGGCCGGCGGCGGCGGCGGCGGCGGCGCGGUGUCGCCGGCGCCGUCAGUGAGCAGCAGCGGCACGGCUCCGGAGGCCGGCGACGGGCCCAAGCUCUCCUACCGGAUCAAACUGCGCCGCGACCGCGCCGACGACGGCUUCCAGGUGCGGGAGAUUGUGCGGAACCCGUCCGGGGACUCAGUCAGCCCCGGCGCCACCGUCAAGUCUGUGAAGAUCACGGCCCGCGUGGGCUCGCUGGGCAGCGACCUGCUGGUGGUGCCGCGCCGCCAGACCGCCGACGCCGAGGUGGAGGUGCGCGGGGACCGCUCCGCCGAUCGCCCAGGCGAGGAGGAGGCCGACAAAGAGAACCGCGGCGAGCGCGGCGCUGCGGAGACCGACCCGGCCGACCCGGCCGUCGUCUACGAGGUUACCUCCGCCGACGGCUUCAAGUUUCGCUCGCCGGACAUUGCCGAGGUAUGGCGGCGCGUGUUCGAGGCCGUCCAGGACGCGCGCACCGGCAUGAAGAUGAAGCCGCUGGCUUACAACGCCCGCUCCGUGUCGGGCCGCCAGAUGCUGGGUCUGACGCACGACGCCGUCCAGUUUCUGCUGGAACAGAUGCCUGGGGCAGAGGACUGCUCCAAGCACAGCUUCAGGUUCCACAGGCCCGAGUUCGGCCCGCUGAAGGAGAACCCGUUCGGCUGCGCGCGCGCCGAGGGCUUCACGCACAGGAAGCCGAUCGACAUGUUCUCGUGGCUGGCGUCCAAGCACCGGCAGCUGCCGGAGCCGAGCUCGCCCACCCAGACGCCGCCGGCCAACAAGCUGUCCAGGCGGGGCAGCAGUCUGGAGCUGCCGAUGGCCAUGCGCUACCGUCAGCUGUGCGACUCCACGCGCGACACGGUGGGCGUCUACCGGUCGCCCAUCUCGGGCCGCGGCCUCUUCUGCAAGCGCACCGUCGAGGCCGGCCAGAUGGUCAUCGAGUACGCCGGACAGGUGAUUCGCUCGAGUCUGACCGACAUCCGCGAGCGGUACUACUCGUCGCGCGGCAUCGGCUGCUACAUGUUCAGGAUCGACGACGACUUCGUGGUGGACGCCACCAUGAAGGGCAACGCGGCGCGCUUCAUCAACCACUCGUGCAACCCCAACUGCUACUCGCGUGUGGUGGACAUUCUGGGGAAGAAGCACAUCAUCAUCUUCGCCCUGCGAAAGAUCCUGCGCGGGGAGGAGCUUACGUACGAUUACAAGUUUCCGAUUGAAGAGGACAAGAUCCCGUGCACGUGCGGCGCGCGGCGCUGCCGCAAAUACCUGAACUGAGGACUGAGAGGACUGGCGAGACUGAGCUCGUCAGGAGGAGCGCCCUCCGCUCCGGCCCGUACCUGUGCGCGCUGUGGCUGGCGGCGCGGCGGCGCCGAGCCGCCCUGUGAUUUUUACAAGUCGGUGCUUUCUGCCGCUUCGUCUGCGCGGGAGCUGUGCGAGUGAGCGAUGCGUCUGCGGUUGGGCGCGCGCGCCGCGUGUAGAGUGUGAUACCGGUGCGGCCGCGGUCCGGCCUGCGCACUGGGUGUAGUGUGAUAAGCAUGGCUGGUGCAUGGCUUGGUAAGAGGACGAGCGCGCAGCGCUGCGCUGUAUAUAUAUACGAAUUAUAUCGAUAAGCAUCACCGGAGACUGUGGGCCGGUCUGUGAUUGCCGGCGGCGCCCUCAAACCUGGAGCUGUGGACCGAGAGCGACGCGAUGCGACGGGAGGGGGAGGGGGAGGGGGAGGGGGAGGGGGGGAGGAAGUUUGUGACCGAGGUUUACGUGCCCGUGAGUGAGCUCGCGCGGCGCGAGCGCAGUGUGGUAGAGACGCAUCAUGCGCCGUCUUUAGACGCCGAUUUAGCGUGCGGCAGUGCAGUGCGGCGGCGCGUCUUGGCCGCGGUAGCUGCGCGCCGCUCGUGUCAGUGGUAGGAGCAGGCGCGCCACUAGGCCGCUGCACUCGUCUUUCGGUCGGAGAAGCUGUACCGGUGGAGCUCGGGCGGUGCACUCGGCGUGCUGCGCCGCCUCCGUGCCUUUCCAAGGGAGACCUGAAUAAAAUGUGAUACCGUAGUUAAGGCAA
Messenger RNA from Amphibalanus amphitrite, 10043 nucleotides. RefSeq names its product histone-lysine N-methyltransferase 2B-like. Gene Ontology annotation, cellular component: histone methyltransferase complex; nucleus. The record is from RefSeq and is a predicted model, not a curated record. Lineage: Eukaryota; Metazoa; Arthropoda; Thecostraca; Balanomorpha; Balanidae. Gene Ontology annotation, molecular function: histone H3K4 methyltransferase activity; DNA binding; zinc ion binding. Gene Ontology annotation, biological process: positive regulation of DNA-templated transcription. The transcript has 22 exons. The coding region runs from base 8 to 9268 and encodes 3086 amino acids.